ACUCCACUCCACUGCUACACUCCUGCCACUGCGAGAGGAAACGUGAGGAAGACAAGCAGGACGCCAUUGCCAUGCCUUCCUCCUCCUCGUCUUCCCUCGAGCCGGACCACCACCCUGCCCUCCGCAGACAAGGCGACACCGAGGGCGCCGUCUCGUUCCUGCGAACGCAGCACGACGUGGACGCGGUGUGCGACAAGUACGGCGUCCCCAGGGACCGGUACACCGCGCGCCCCGCCGGCGACCUGCGCGCGAGCUCGCCCCCGCCGCCGGGGUGCGUCUGCGUGUACGCGGAGGCCCUGGAGGCCGGCAUGCGCGUCCCGCUGCACGGCUUCUUCUGCGACGUGCUCGCCCAUUUCGGCAUCGCGCCCACCCAGCUCGCGCCCAACGGGUGGCGCAUCUUGGCGGGCUUCCUCGUGCUCUGCCACUCCGCCGACGUGCCGCCGUCGCUGCCCGUGUUCCGGUACUUCUUCCUGCUGUCCAUCGUCAACCACAAGCACAGAGGCUGCUACUUUUUCCGAUCCAGGGACAACUCCGGCCUGCGCUUCAAGGGGAUGCCGAGCUGCAUCAAGGACUGGAAGAACUCGUUCUUCUUCCUGUCGUCGCCGGAGCCGUGGCCUUUCCCCGUGGAGUGGGGCGAGCCGUCCAAGAGCUCUUUCAUGGUGCCGGUACUUGACAGCGAGAGGAAGAAACACGCGGCGAAGCUACUGCGCAGUUACGCCAGCGCCGCCGUUGACAUCGAUACAUGUCUCUCCGACAGCAACCUCGCAGCCGCCAUGGCACCUGCUGCAUCUGCGCGGCGGCCGCCGCCGCCGGCUUCUUUUACUCGCAUUGCUUCCGAUUCCAAAGGCAUGGAUCCCUCUGUCUACGAGAUAAUGAAGCAUGUGCUGGCGGAGAAGGCGGCCGCUCAGGCGUCGGCGUCGGCGAAGAAGGCGAAAGCCGAGCCGGGCAGCCACGCGCCAGGGUCGCCGCCGUUGUGCGCAAAGAAGAGGAAUCUGGAGGAAGCCAGCAGCGAGGAGGGCCCGCCUCGUUCUCUGCUGAACACGCCGCUGUCCGGGAUGCGCUCGCCACCGCCGGGGUUUCCCAUCAGCCACGACGGAGACGGCACGGGCUGGGAGGCUGCACGGGAGCUGCUGCAGGGCGCCGUCGCGCCACCGCAGCAGCGCGCGUUUGCGGCGACCGAGCCGUCAGAUGUCAUCGCAGCGAGCUAUGUUGCGAUUCUCCAGGCGGCGAACUACGUGUCGUCGUCCUUGGGCUACGCGCUGGAGCUGGAAGAGAAGCUGGCGGCGCAGGACGUGGAGGUCGCGGCGCUAGAGAAGCAGCUGGAGGAGACGAAGGCCGAGCUCGCCGCGGCGAGGGCGGAGUGGGACAGUGCGUGAGGGGCGCGCGCGGCGGCUCGCAGAGCACGCGCUGGAGCGCUGGAGGAGUGGUAGGGGAGCGGCACGGAGGACAUGAGGCCGCGUCGUUAGGAGACUCGUUGUCCCGUGCACAGAGAAAAUGGAGUAUGUCAUUGCCAAUUUCUCAACGUAUGCCUUCAUUGAACUGGCAUCAAAAGAUUGGUUCGCGGCCUCUGAAAAAGAAAAUAACAUGUAAUUCCUCAGCGUAGUCCUGUCAAAAUCGCGACCUCAAGUUUCUUAAUCUAGUCAAGUCUCAAUGGUCAAA
Molecule: messenger RNA, 1659 nt
Organism: Triticum dicoccoides
Lineage: Eukaryota; Viridiplantae; Streptophyta; Magnoliopsida; Poales; Poaceae
Exons: 3
Coding region: 72-1376 (434 amino acids)
Source: RefSeq, a predicted model, not a curated record